Sceloporus undulatus (fence lizard) is the source of this 444-nucleotide messenger RNA. Its product is annotated as reprimo-like protein. Lineage: Eukaryota; Metazoa; Chordata; Lepidosauria; Squamata; Phrynosomatidae. Bases 1 to 444 code for a protein of 147 amino acids. The transcript has a single exon. The record is from RefSeq and is a predicted model, not a curated record.
AUGCUGCAAGCAUCCUGGCGAACAGGCUGCUGGAAAAAGGCAAGGCUGCUGUUUGUGUCUUCAAGGGAGAAGCAGGAGAGGGACCCUGCCAUCGGAAGGCUCUGGGCCGCAUCCUCCUGCCUGGGUGUCUUACAGAUGACUAACAGCACUCUCUCCAGCCGGGAUGCUUCCCCUCCAGGGACGGUUCCUUCUACAGUGGACUCCCUCAUCUCCUCCUGCUGCACCCUGGUGACAGCGGCCUGGGUGCCCAAGGAGGAUCAGAGGAACCAGCAGGUGGUGAGGAUGGUCCAGAUCGCAGUGCUGUGCGUGCUCUCCCUGACUGUCAUCUUUGGGGUGUUCUUCUUAGGCUGCAACUUGCUGAUCAAGUCGGAGAGCAUGAUCAACAUGCUGGUGAAGGACCGGAGGCCCUCAAGGGAAGUGGAAGUGGUGAUCAUUGAGACUUAA